This is a messenger RNA of Panicum virgatum (switchgrass), 1362 nucleotides long. RefSeq names its product WW domain-binding protein 11-like. Gene Ontology annotation, biological process: regulation of DNA-templated transcription. The coding region runs from base 168 to 1070 and encodes 300 amino acids. Lineage: Eukaryota; Viridiplantae; Streptophyta; Magnoliopsida; Poales; Poaceae. The transcript has a single exon. Gene Ontology annotation, molecular function: DNA binding; DNA-binding transcription factor activity. The record is from RefSeq and is a predicted model, not a curated record.
CGAGACUCUUCCCCUUCCGCCUCGCCUCGAGCCCGUCCCCAAUUUCCCCUUCGCUUUCUCCCUUCCCGCUCGCUCCCCACCGAAACCCGCCGAUUCGUCGCUCGCCGGAACCCUAGCCCUAGCCGAGGAGCCGCCCAUGGCCGCCGCGAUCGUGGGCUGAGGCUGUGAUGCUCCUCUAUGGGGUGAGGAGACGGCGCGGAGGCGUGGGGAUGGACCUUACUAGCCUUAAGGAGGAGAUGAGGGUGGUGGAGGAGGGGGAGGUGAGGGAGAUAGCGAGGGCGGCGGCGAUGGCGAUGGCGGCGCCGAGGUGCCGGGUGGUGCGGAUCAUCGUGCACGACGAGGACGCCACCGACUCGUCCUCCAGCGAGGACGAGGAUGAGGAGGGGGAGGCGGAUGCGGGGAGGAGCGUGAAGCGCAGCCGCGUGCUGCUCCAGACCGGCGGCGGCGGAGGGCAGGAGGAGGCGGAGGACGACGCCGCGGAGGGGGUGCGGUUCCGGGGCGUGCGGCGGCGGCCGUGGGGCCGGUUCGCGGCGGAGAUCCGCGACCCGCAGCGCGGCCGCCGCCUGUGGCUCGGCACCUUCGACACCGCCGAGGAGGCCGCCGCGGCGUACGACGCCGCGCGCCUCCGCAUCCGCGGGCCGGGCGCCUCCACCAACCCGCCGCCCGCCACCGACAGCGACCCGCUCCCUCCGCCCGCCGCGGCUCCCCUGCCCCCGCGCCCCCCUCCGCCCGCCGCGCCGCUGCCCCCUCGCCCACCGCCUCCGCCACGCCCGCUUCAGCGGGAGGAGCAGCCGAAGCUCCCGCCGCCGCCGCUGCUCCCGCCGAAGAAGCAGUACCUGCCGCCGCCGCCUCUGCUCCCGCCGAAGAAGCGGCUGCCCUCCCCGCCGCCGCUGCCGGAGACCGGGAAGCAGCGCGGCGCGGCCUCCUCAGCCUCCCCGCCCGCGCCGCCGCCGUUCACGCCGCUGCCAGUGUGGGCGAUUCUGUCCGGGAAGCGCAAGAAGCGGUCGGGCUGCGGCGGGCGCGUCCCCGCCCUCCGCACCCCCGCCGCCGAGGAGGCCAGCCGCGCCUGAGACGCCGCCCACCUGCCCGGUCAUCCCCCGCCGCCCUCUUCCUCUUCGGUACCAAUCUGAAUCUCUUACUAGUACCAGCUCCUCCUCGCGUCGUGAUUGCAAUCGAUGCUGAUGUCUACAACCUCUGUAACUCCUCUGAUUCAUGAACUGAUGAUGAUGGUGUACAUAUGCUGCUCUGCUCUGCUGCUGCUGAUGCUAGAAGUUGCAGCGGACGAUGAACUGAUCUGAUCUGUAAAAUCUGAUGAACCCUUUGUUGUGUGAUAAAUAAUAUGCGUUGACAUUUUUUCCCCGA